UUAAUUAUUAUUAAUUUCCAUUUGAAUACUUUAUUGGUUAAUUCGGCGAAGGGAGGAAAUAACAAACAGGAACCGAAAGAACAAGAACUAGAACAAAAACCAGAACAAGAAAAAAUACAAGAACUAAAACAAGAAGAAGAAGAAGAAGAAGAAAACCAACGAGAACAAGAACAACAAAAACUGAAAGAAAAACUGAAACAAGAAGAACAAGAAAAACAACAAGAACUGGAACAAGAAGAGUAAAAAGAAAAAAAUCUACGAGAACAAGAAAAACAACAUCUACGAGAAGAAGAACAACAAGAACUAAAACAAAAACUAGAACAAGAAGAUCAAGAAAAACAACAAGAACUAGAACAAGAAGAGUAAAAAGAAAAAAAUCUACGAGAAACAGAACAAGAAAAACUAGAACAAGAAAAACUAGAACAAGAAAAACAACAUCUACGAGAAGAAGAACAACAAGAACUAAAACAAAAACUAGAACAAGAAGAUCAAGAAAAACAACAAGAGCUAGAACAAAAAGAGCAGAAAAAACAACAAGAAAUUUAUGUCAUGAAUAAAUAAAAAAAUAAAUAAACAAGAACUAGAACAAGAAAAGCAAGAAGAACAACAAGAACUAGAACAAGAAGAACAAGAAAACCAAACAAGAACCAGAACAAGAAAAGCAAGAAAAAGAACAGGAACUAGAACAAGAAGAAUAAAAUCUACGAGAACAAGAACAACAAAAACAAGAAAAAAAGCAAGAAAGACAACAAGAACUAAAACAAGAAGAGCAAAAAGAACAAACUAUACAAGAACAAUAACUAGAACAAGAACUAGAACAAGAAGAUUAUGUCAUGAAUAAAUAAACAAGAACUAGAACAAGAAAAGCAAAAAGAACAACAUGAACUGGUACAAAAACUAAAACAAGAAGAACAAGAAAAUCAACAAGAACCA
Molecule: messenger RNA, 933 nt
Organism: Leptopilina heterotoma
Lineage: Eukaryota; Metazoa; Arthropoda; Insecta; Hymenoptera; Figitidae
Product: rho GTPase-activating protein gacV-like
Exons: 1
Source: RefSeq, a predicted model, not a curated record